AUGCUAGACGAUCUGGAUAGGCGGGCCUAUAUGUAUUUAGGGCUUCUGAUCAGCUCUUUCGCCACGACACUCGGUGCCCUCAUCAUCACUCAGGGUGUCAUUUACGGCGUUGGAUUUCUUAUCUUUUACUAUCCCAUUUUUAACAUGGGUAAUGAAUUCUGGGCUGCCCGGCGCGGGACAGCAUAUAGUCUACUAUAUAUUGCAUCUGGCGUCUCCGGAGCUGUGAUGCCUCUGAUUCUUGAGAAACUGCUUUACCGGUUCGGAUAUUGGAUGUUCCUGCGUGCUGUGGCUGGAGUCCUUGUGCUUGUAAACGGCCUACUGAUACCCUUUUUGAAAGGUCAUCUGCCCGCGUCUGAGCAAAGCUCCCAGCCCUGA
Molecule: messenger RNA, 375 nt
Organism: Aspergillus steynii IBT 23096
Lineage: Eukaryota; Fungi; Ascomycota; Eurotiomycetes; Eurotiales; Aspergillaceae
Exons: 2
Coding region: 1-375 (124 amino acids)
Cellular component (GO): fungal-type vacuole membrane
Source: RefSeq, a predicted model, not a curated record